Molecule: messenger RNA, 6074 nt
Organism: Drosophila innubila
Lineage: Eukaryota; Metazoa; Arthropoda; Insecta; Diptera; Drosophilidae
Exons: 7
Coding region: 42-5702 (1886 amino acids)
Source: RefSeq, a predicted model, not a curated record
UAAAUCACAAAUAGUUCAAAUCAAAUAAAAGAUCUAUAAAGAUGGACAAGAAAAAGCUUUCAAUAAAUAAAAAGAGUAUAUUGCGACCAGCGGAAGAAGUGAAAUUUAAUUACCUUUUUGAAAUAAUCGUAACCAAUUUCGAAACACCCAAUUACAAUACUCAGGAUAAAAAUAAAAUAAAUAUCAGUGUACAGUUUAAUCGGAAGAUCAUCGAAAUUUCAGGAAAUCGCAUUAAUGUUAGCGAAUUUACCCACGGUAUGGGUACGGAAUUUAAAGUGAAUCCAGAUAAACUUCGUCAGAAUCUUGAGGAAUGCGGAAUGCCUAUUUCAGUUAAAUACAAUGGUCGAUUAAUCGGCAAUGGGCAACUGUUAUUUCCCGAGAGCUUUACAGAGAAUAUAACGGAAGAUAUGCCAGAAUUAAUACACGAAGAUAGUUGCAAGUUCGAGAAGAAUGGUGAAGUUAUAGGUACAAUUGAUUUUCUGUUUCGUUUAAUUAUAAAAUGUGAAGAUAAGCCAAAGACGGGUCAGACCGAUUGUCGGCUUAAUAUCGGCAGUUGCAUUACUCCUCAGGAUAUAUUGUUUCUCAUAAGUGAGUCUCAGCGAUGUCCACAGCCCUGUGAUCCUUGCAUAGAUUCCUGGGAGCCAGAGGGAGGAGAUGAGCGUCUUAAUUUGGAUCUGCAACGUUAUCCCAGUUUCAAUACCAAGACACUGAGUCCUGCGGCAAACCUAAAACAUCAUCCGGCCUGUGAUGCCAUCACCCACGAACUAAAGCAAAUGGCCAAGGAAUGUGAGGAGACUAUGGAUGUCAUACUCAGGAGCACGGGUCGUCAAAAACCACCCUGUCGAGCUGCGGAUGCGCUGAGAGGUCCUUGUGAUAGACCCUGCCAAUCUCAGGAGGAUAAGCCUCAGCUCGGCGUAGCCAGGGCUCCAAGCUUGCCAGCAAACCUCGGACAGGACAAAAAGAUGAAGGUGUCGGCUAGUGAUAAAAGUAAACCGGAUAUAAAGCCGACCAGGUUCUGUCCCCUUUGUCUGGCCAACAUGUCCUGGCUGCCCAAAUUCGCAGCCUGUCCCAAAUGCGGCUUAAAGCCAUUGCCAGUCGCCGAGGAAAUCAAACAACAAAACCGGGUAAAGGCGGAACAAAUAAUAUUAGAAUAUCUGGGAAAACCUAAGCCGACAGUUGAGGAUUAUUGUGAAUUCCCCUGUGAUAAGGUAGUUGAGAAAAAAGAGAGCGAAGAUAAAGGACAAGUUUCCGAAUGCCGAUGCAGCUGCAAGUAUGGAAAGAUUUGUGCAUCCUGUCGAGUAAGAAAGCAAUGUGCCGAGUACAUUGAUAAGGAGCAGAUGAGGAGGCCUGAAGCCCACCAUGAAGUAUCCGAGUCCUCUGAGGAUUAUUGUAUAGUUGAUGAAAAGCCUCAGGAGUCGCGUCCAUUUCUGUCACGCGUUUUCUCCGAGUUACGCGAUAUGUAUGACAUUAAGGACACUGUGCGACCCGGGGAAUUUGAGAAGAAUUGCGAGCCUCUCAAGAAGAAGCUGCCCAAAAUUAAAGAGCAGAAGAAAGACGCGACGGUUGAAAAGGUUAAUACAGCAGAGAAAAGAAUUAGGAUUGAAGACAAGUCUAAAAAGUCGAAAAGAUUAAUCAGUCCCUUGCAUAUAAAGUGUACAAGGAAGCAACGAGGAGUAUCCCGGCGACAUGGUUGGGCCUGGAGCUCUACAAGGGAAGCACGGGUAUAUGGCUGGAGACCCGGUGCCAUUCUGAAGCCCAUGAAAAAGGUGAUGCAACACUUUCUAGAGUACUCGCCAGAGACAACUCCCUUGGGUAUAUGUAACAAAUUGCUGGAGAAAGAGGAGGAGAAAGAAAGACAGCUGCCCAUUCUCAAUAUGUGUAAAAAGAAUGGCGAAAUCUUUAUAACAUUGCGAGCUGUCAACACGGAUAAUGUGAGAAUGAAGCCCAUUGUCUUUAAAAUUGUGAAAAGUGAUCUCGCUGUGAUCAUGAGCCAGAUCAAGAGCAAGUUGAAGGAGAAGGGCUUUCGGAAGUGUAUCUGUCAUCAGACCCUCAUGAUGUGCAUCUGUCGAGAUCCUGAAGAGAAGAAGCAACUUGAAAAUGCCCUGCAGAAGGAGUGUAAACGUCAUGGCAUGGAGAGUUGUGUGGAUCAAUUGAUCCUCACAGAUACGAGUGAGAGCGACAUGGAAUAUGACUUUGAUGUCACCCCAGAGGCGGGUGUAGCAAAGCCUCAAGUACCACUUCAAAGACCCCAAAUGAAUCACUUUACACAGACACAGCUGGGAAGAAAGCAUCUGAGUGUGGAGCCCAGGUAUCCAGUGAAACAGGAUUACUUUUAUCGCAGCUAUGAUUGUGCUGCUGGAGAUCGUUACACGGGUACGGCAUUCGGAAGACCCGCUGAGGUAGUGCUCGAGGACGGUCUCUUUGGCUAUAGGCAUGGUGGACCACACGGUGAAUUUACAUAUCCUGGCGGCAGACUCAAAUCGAAGGUUAUUUGGGGCACUCAACCCGGAGGACCAAUGCACGGUGGAGGACGCUUCGGUCAGGAAAGCACGCCUGGUGGCAAAUCCUUCCCAGGUGCCAACAAGAAACGUAAAAAUGUUGAAUCUAAGCCCAUUCCCGUAAGAAUGCCCAAGAGAUUCUAUAUAGCUGCGGAGAAAGCUGCCCAGGCUGCCAAGGCAGCUGCAGAACAUGCCAAAAAGAAGAAACCCACCGACAUGAUGCAGUAUAUGAUGAAAAAGGGCGCCGUUUCAGUUCCAUGGAACCCCAAAGCAAAUGCUGAAAUGAGUUGCAACUUUGUGUUUGACAUUGUUGUCACUCGGUAUGUAAUACCCAACAUAAAGUUAAGGGAUCCGAAAAAACUAACGAUUGAGGCGAUUCUGAAUGAUAAAUCAGUAUUAAUUACAUCGAGUCGUCACAAUGUCACGGAAUUCAAACAUGAUUCUCGCCUGGAGUUCAGCGAAAAGCCAAAGAAACUUCGCGAAAAACUUGCGAAAGUUGGCAUGACAGUUGUAGUGCAAUAUGGCCCAAAAUCGGUUUUGGGACAAGGUAUUUUGCAAUUUCCCCAAACAAUGAUCGAUCGCAUUGAAGAGGGCAUGACAGAUCUGCUGCACUCGGAUUCCUGCACAAUCCAGAAAGAUGACAAAAAUAUUGGCACUAUUGAGUUUCUCUGUCGUCUGGUUGUCAAAUGCGAUGAUCCCUCAGUUCAAGAGAAUAAGAUAUGUCAGUUGAAUGUGGACAAAAGCAUUAAUCCCCAAGACAUCAUGUUUAUUAUGGGCGAAACACAACCGUGUCCCAAUCCCUGUGAACUUUGUCCCGAUGUCUUGGAUCCAGAAGAUGGCGACGAGCGUCUACAAUUGGAUUUGCAGCGCUAUCAGAGCAUGAAUACCAACUGGAGUCCAGAAGGAACUCUGAUGCCCAAUUCUACCGCCAAUUCCGCUUGCUUGGAACUAAAGAAAAUGGCAAGAGACUGUAGCCAGAUUGUGGAUUCGAUCACCCAAAGUGCUGGGCAGUCGCAACCCUUAAGGUCCUAUGACGAUCCACCCGAAAAUCCUUAUAUCCGUGCCAGUGCAAGUCCUACAGGCCGUGCAGCUGAAGAUACACUUAGUACACCAAAUUAUACCUGCUUUACGUUCGUGCCGCCACAACCGAAGGAGGACAAUCUUGUCUGUCAUCCACCUAUGAUUCCAGUUCCGAUAAGUGACAUAAACAAACCGGAUAUUAAGCCGUCUAGGUUCUGUCCCGUUUGCUUGACCAACAUGUCCUGGCUGCCUAAAUUUGCCGCCUGUCCCAAGUGCGGAAUUAAACCGACGCCGAUGCUCGAGGAACGUCACAAGGAAAAGAAACUGACAGCGGAGCAAAUACUCGUAGACUAUCUGGGUAAGCCGCCGGGUGAUAUUGAAGAAUUCUGUCAGUCACCCUGUGACAAGAAAAAGGAAGAAGAGGAGAAGAAAGAAAGGCAAACCGAAUGCCGUUGCACUUGCAAUUUGGGGAAACUUUGUGCUCAUUGUCGCAUCCGAAAACUUUGUGCGGACAUUUUCCAGGCCGACGAAAAUACUUUUUGUCCCACUGUGAAGCAGAAAUCUAACGAGGACUUUUGCACAAUAGUAGAAAGCAAUCAAGAGUGUCGUCCAUAUUUGUCACGCGUCUUCUCCGAGCUACGCGACAUGUACAAUAUCAAAGAAAACAAACUUGUAGCCGCUCACGAUAGAAUAUGCGGAAAAUCAACAUCACAAACAUCAAAAACUAAUCAAAAGGAAGAUACAAAAAAGGGGGCACAAUCCAAAGUUGAGCAGCAAUCAAAGACAAAGCCACCAGCACCCAUAGUGGAGAAGAAACCAAGACUUGGCCACAAACAUUGUGUGAAUGAGAGAAAUGCCGUCUCUCGACAUCACGGCUGGGACUGGAAAUCCAGCGAAGAAUUCAGAAAAUAUGGCUGGCGACCUGGCUACAUAUUAAAGCCCAUCAAGAAACUGAUGAGGUUCUUUCUCCAAUAUCUGCCCGAAGAUAAUGCUUUCAAUGUGUGCCGCAGAGCGGCACAAGAAGAACAGCAAAAAAGAGACAAUCUCCAACCGAUUCUCAAUGUAUGCAAGAAGAAUGGAGUAAUCUUUGUGACUCUGCGAUCGGUCAAGGCUCCCAAUAUGGAAAUGCAACCAAUUACAUUCAAGAUUGUGAAAAGCGCUCAAGCGGUGGCUCUCAGGGAGAUCAAGAGAAGGCUCAAGGAGAAGGGCUUUUCCAAGUGCACCUGCCACAGGUCGCUGAUGAUGUGCAUCUGCCGCAACUACAUGGAGAAGAGGCAACUGGGACAGGCCCUGCAGAAGGAGUGUCAUCGUCGGGGAAUGGAGAACUGUGUGAAUCAAUUGGUGCUCACAGACACGAGUGACAGUGAGAUGGAGUUUGACUUUGACGUGACGCCGCCAGCUGGUACAGUGAACCCUCCGAAGCUGAUAAAGCGACGACAGAUGAGUCACGGCACGCAGACUUCGAGGAUGGAUAAAAAAGUGCCGACAAGAUUUCCAAGAGCACGAACUAGUCCCUAUUGGCGUACUUACGAUUGUGCCGCUGGAGAUCGUUACAGGAGCACGGCAUUCGGUGCUCCGGGAGAGGCUGUCUUCGAGGAUGGCGUCUUCGGCUUUCGAGGCGGCGGUGCUCAUGGAGAAGCCGCCUUAGUGGGCGGCAGACCGAAGAGUCAACAUAUCUGGAGUGCAGCUCCUGGAGUGCCUGUUAUUAACGGCGGACGUGAUGGAAGUGGAGGACCAGGAGGAAGUGGAGGACGUGCACCAGGUGGACCGGGUGGUCCUCUCGCCAAGUUCUUUUCGGGUGCUAAAGACAGCAAUAGCAAAAAAACAGCAGCUCGUCCGAUUCCCGUUAAAAUGCCAGAACGCUUUCACAAAGCUUACAAAGAAGCUAAAAAAGCUAAGGCGGAAGCUUUGCAUCAGGAGGAACUGAAGCGAAAGCAAGGCAUUGAUAUGAUGAAGUACCUAAAGCAACAAGCUAAGGAAAAGGGUGGAUUGUGGACAACGGGGGGACCAGUCAUUGGACCAGAUGGACUCACCGAUGAUCAACGUCGGCGUCGAGCUCUUCGUGAAGUUUCAGCACCUUCAAUUGACGACGUGCCACGAAGGGGCAAGGGCUACGAUCCUUGUGCUGCACAAUGCUACAAUCCAUGUGCAGAAUGGUACAACCCUUUUGGUUACACCUGCUAAUUUCUGGAGUCAUUAUUUAUAUGAGAAGUUGGAAAGUAAAUGUGGGAAGCACUUCUAAAUCCAGGAUAUGAAUUCAUUAGUGAAAAGGAAGCAGGGAAUUCAUCAGUGAAAAGCACCGACAGAAAUCGAAUUCGAAACUAAACAGAAAAACUCAAAUCUUUUAACGGAAAACUAAGCAAUUGACUUCUCCGCAAUACUUAUGGAAUGUUUUGUCUAUCUAUUCAAAAAUCUAGACUUCGACUAUAGCAUUAAUUUAAAAUUCAUAAUUGCAAUCGCGGAAGUUGUCAAUUAUCAAUAGUAAAUUAUCACUGUCAGUCGAGAACUCAAAAGUAUCUUUUUAAAAAUUGUUCGUACAAUAAAAUCUGAAAUGAA